AUGGCAAGCGAGGCAACGACAUCGACACAAGGCCCGGUCAAGAUUGGCACGCGCAAGUCUGUCCUCGCCAGAGUUCAGACUGACAUUGUGUGCAAGGAACUGCGCAAGGCAUGGCCGGAUCGCAAGUAUGAGAUCCACGCCAUGAGCACCAUGGGCGACAACAACCAGACCACCGCACUGCACGAGUUCAAUGCAAAGGCGCUGUGGACCCACGAGCUCGAGGCUUUGCUCGAGAAGGGCGACCUGGAUCUCAUUGUCCACAGCUUGAAGGACAUGCCCACUCAACUCCCUCCAUCCAUGAGCAUCGGCUGCAUCUUCCCUCGCGAGAACGCUCGUGACGCGCUCGUCGUCAAGCCCACCCUUCCCUACAAGUCUCUCUCCCAAUUGCCCGAGGGCUCCGUCAUUGGCACCUCGUCCGUCCGCCGCUCCGCCCAGCUCAAGCGCCUAUACCCAGCCUUGAAGUUCGCCGACGUCCGCGGUAACGUCGGUACCCGUCUUGCCAAACUCGACAACCCCGAGGGCGAAUAUACCGCUCUCAUCCUGGCCGCCGCUGGCCUCUCUCGUCUCGGCAUGUCUGAGCGCAUCACCAGCUACCUCGAUAGCGCAUCAGGCGGCAUUCUGCACGCAGUAGGCCAAGGAGCCCUCGGAAUUGAGAUCCGCUCCGACGACGAGGAUAUCAAGAAGUUGCUCUCAGCUGUCGGCUGUGAGUGGACCACCCGCGCCUGUCUUGCCGAGCGCAGUCUGAUGCGCACCCUCGAGGGCGGCUGCAGUGUACCAAUUGGUGUCGAGACCGAGUGGGUGCGCAAGAAGGCUUCUCUGGGCACCACUGUCGGCACUGGUGUCGGUGUCGGCGCAAAGCCUGCAGCAGAGUACAACAAACUCAGCGGCAUUGCCGCGACUGGCCGCACUGGUCAGGACGAGGAUGAAAAUGAAGACAGCGGCUCAGAGUUCACAGAGAACCUGAUCAUGCGCGCGCUUGUUGUCAGCUUGGACGGUCAGAGACAUGUCGAGGCUGAGAUGCAGAGACGCAUUACAAGCAGAGAAGAGGCUGACGAGUUCGGCUGGGACGUUGCAAGGAAGCUUGUUGACUUGGGUGCUGAAUCCAUCUUGCACGACAUCAAUCUGAACAGGAAGAUCAUCGAAGAGCAGGGUGACGCAUAG
Aureobasidium subglaciale EXF-2481 is the source of this 1161-nucleotide messenger RNA. RefSeq lists its product as uncharacterized. Lineage: Eukaryota; Fungi; Ascomycota; Dothideomycetes; Dothideales; Saccotheciaceae. Gene Ontology annotation, molecular function: hydroxymethylbilane synthase activity. The coding region runs from base 1 to 1161 and encodes 386 amino acids. The record is from RefSeq and is a predicted model, not a curated record. Gene Ontology annotation, cellular component: cytoplasm. The transcript has 2 exons. Gene Ontology annotation, biological process: heme biosynthetic process.